UUCAUAUGCAUUCAACUUCCCCUGCUCUCUCUCACUCUCUCUUCAGCUAUGGAGGAUUCUCGGAGAAUGCUUCCAGCCAUCGUUCUGCUCUUCCUGCUACUGAUCACCUCUGACAUGGGGAUGACAUCAGUGGAAGCGAGGAAGUGCGAGUCGGCGAGCCACAAGUUCAAGGGGCUCUGCUUUCGGGCCAGCAACUGUGCAAAUGUCUGCAAGACAGAAGGCUUCCAUGGAGGCCAUUGCAGGGGCCUCCGUCGCCGAUGCUUCUGCACCAAGCAUUGCAACUCUGCUACAUGAGCACAACAUGGUGAAAAUGAUGUCGAUGAUGGUGGCUAGGUUAUUGGUGGUGUCUCGACAAUAAAUUAUGUUAAGAGUCCAUCUUCCUUUCUUAUGCCAAGAGUUUGCUGUUAAAGCUGCCUUGAUCUUGUCCAUGGUUUCCACGUUGUUUGAAUCUUGGAUCUUCAUGAGAAUAAAGUCUUGUGGUUACUAUCAUUUACUA
Molecule: messenger RNA, 496 nt
Organism: Musa acuminata subsp. malaccensis (wild Malaysian banana)
Lineage: Eukaryota; Viridiplantae; Streptophyta; Magnoliopsida; Zingiberales; Musaceae
Product: defensin Ec-AMP-D2
Biological process (GO): defense response
Source: RefSeq, a predicted model, not a curated record